GCGAUGGUUCACAAUCCAAAUGCUUCCAAAGUUUGGUCUAUUUAUUUCAAAACGCACAAUAAUAUUGCUGCACCAUGAGAAUCUCUGCAGCAACAGACCCUAAGCACGAUUGGCCUACUAUAAAGCCAUCCGACAGACGCCAACUCUUAAACAUUAAUUGUGUAUUUUGUGUAAAUAAUCUUCAGAAUCUCAAUGGCCACUAGAUGCCAAGCAGGCAGUCAUCUGACCAUGAAACGGUGAGAGUUGCGGGUACAUGAUGCAUUUGUUCUUCUGAAGACUAGCUAUGCAUGGUGAUAGAAAAAAAAACAAUUUUCACGCUACACUGAAAAGUGGACAACGCACUGACGCAGAUUGCUAGCAGCACCUGCUGCAUUGGAAUCAUUACAUAUUAUGGCCGUUGAAGACAGUCAUGUUUUAAGAGAGUACAUUUACAAGCGGUACUCAGUUGAUGUUUACUCAACCCUGAUCAAUGAAAGCCGUGGUCGAUGACCACAUCUAGUUACGUCGAACCGUGUUAAGUUCAGAAAAGCGUAUUAGUCAAGCUCAUCAUGGAGAACUCUACGGACAUCCCGCCAUUCGAAUUCAGUGACAUGAUCCAGAGAACCAUUGUCGCCUCGCUCAUCCUGAUCAUAUCACUGGUUGGAAUCAUCGGCAACUCGCUGGUGAUCUUGGCCGUGCUGCUGUCCAAAAAGCUCCGCACGACCACCAACGCCUUCGUGGUGAACCUCAGCAUUGCGGACCUGCUGACCUGCCUGGUCAUCCCGUGGGAUGCCGUGGCUUUGUUGGGUAAAGACGGCCUGCCGGUUGGCGAGUGGAUCUGCAGCGUGGUAGCUGCAGUCAUCUUCACAACUGUGGGCUGCAGCAUCUGUACGCUGGCAUCCAUCGCCCUGAACCGCCUGCUGCUGAUCACACGGCCGACGGCCACAUACCGGCGAAUAUACACGCCAAAGAAGAUUGCCGUUUGGCUGGUAGUCAUCUGGCUGGUCCCACUCCUCACCACUACCAUUCCCCCGCUCCUAAACGUGGGCGCUCUGGGAUUCAACCAACAGUUCCACUUUUGUGGAUCAAUCCCCACCCAUCCCAAUUACAACGCAUUCAAUCUGAUCAUCUCAGCAGUAUUGUACCCUAUCCCGUGUGUCGUCAUCGUAGUCAGCUACUCCCUGAUCUGGAUUCACCUGCACCGUCAAGCCAAGAAGCUUGUUAAGCGACCCGUCUCCUCACCCACCAGCGUGUCCGCGAUCGCAAACAACCAAGACGCUAUUCCCAUGGACCAGCUCCCGGUACCAGCAGCUACCAUGAGCAGCGCUAACCGGUCUCCAGGAACUAGUCGCCAGACCGAGGUCACCAAGAAUAUGCUCUACGUCGUGUGCGGCUUUGGUCUCUGCAUCACCCCGUACUCAAUCAACCUGUUUGUCGAUGAUAAAAGCCCAUUAAUACCCUACACCACCGUCAUAGUGCUCCUCAAUAACUGCAUCAACCCCUUGAUCUAUGCGACCAAGCACCGUGACUUCAAGACAGUCUUCGGCUGUAUCUUACGUCGCCGGUGGGUCCUCAUCCCAAACCCGUCAAAUUUUCUUAAAGCACUCACGAGGUGAUCGAAACAGUGUAGGCACGCUCCCUUACAUAAUGAAAGAUGUCUAAUAAGUGAGAGGUAUAUUUUAAAAAUUAAAUCGCUUCUGAUUCGUUCCAUGUCGAAUUUAAAUACUUGUUUAGAUCAAUUUGUCACGCUGUAGCGUAUAAUAAUACCUCUCAGUAGUCCUAGUUUAAUGUACUGUCCUUCAAACCUACUAGACAUCGUAUGCAUGAAUCGAUGACGACGACUUGCAUAGGGGGCCUAUAAUGUAUGUAUUAAUGUUAUCCAAGACGUAAUUGAAAGACGCCCUGUAACUGUGGACACUUACUCUCAGACCAGCAGCCACACGUACGUGAUUACUCGUUAUUAAACUCUGUAGCCUUUGAGUUCCGAAUUUCUUUCGAUUGAACGGGUUGAUUUUUAGAUGGAGAGGGCAGUCACCUCUAUGUAAAUAAAUUAUUUUGUUUCUUGUGCAGGCGUU
Molecule: messenger RNA, 2054 nt
Organism: Patiria miniata (bat star)
Lineage: Eukaryota; Metazoa; Echinodermata; Asteroidea; Valvatida; Asterinidae
Product: G-protein coupled receptor moody-like
Exons: 1
Coding region: 549-1595 (348 amino acids)
Biological process (GO): G protein-coupled receptor signaling pathway
Cellular component (GO): membrane
Molecular function (GO): G protein-coupled receptor activity
Source: RefSeq, a predicted model, not a curated record